CGUGCGUAAAAGAUAUUUUGGAAAGACACUUGGAUAUCCAAAAGUAGACUUUUAAAUACCUACAGCACAAACUGAUCACAGACGGAAACCAUCGCAUUUGAAGACAACCCAAGUGUGUAUCGGUGCAACAUCGAUGAUCUUUGACUGUCUUUUUUACGCCUGAAAACCCGAAGUUUUCUGCUCGAUGAGAACCUCGCACGGCCCUGCUUGACCAGCCUCGGACGACCAGGAGUCACCAAAGCCACAGGUCAAAGAGUUAUUUAUCUUUUGAAUAUAUUCUAGCCAUGUGUGCAUUCAGUAGUUGGAGAUAGAGCUGCAGCAGAAGUCUGGUGUGGUUGUAAGGGGGAGAGGGAGAGAGUGUGCGCGCGCUCUCGCUCAUUAGCCUCACCGGACCACAGGAGGAGGAAAUCUGGGAGAGAGGGGGAAGAGAAGCGGCGUCUCCAAGGAUGACUUUAGGGACGGAUAUGUCCGACAGCUCUGCAUUGUCCGAAGAUGUGGACAUCGAUGUGGUUGGGGGUGACAUAUCCGUCGGAAAGGACGGAAAGUACAUUCACCACGAGUUCAACUUGGACAAUGACUCGGACGAUAAUUACUCCCAGAACGCGGCCGAGAGGAGUUCCUCUCCCGGUCUCAGCAGCUCCGACUGCCCGUCAGACCAGAUGGGAUCCAGCGCAGACGCCGGGACCGUGAUUGGGGACAAACCCAGAAAAAGUGCACUUGUGAAGCCACCUUACUCUUACAUCGCCCUUAUCACCAUGGCCAUCCUGCAGAGCCCCAAGAAACGCCUCACUCUCAGUGAGAUCUGCGAGUUCAUCAGCAACAGAUUCCCUUACUACCGGGAGAAAUUCCCUGCAUGGCAAAACUCAAUUCGCCACAAUCUUUCCUUAAACGACUGCUUCGUGAAAAUCCCACGGGAGCCCGGCAACCCAGGAAAGGGCAACUACUGGACCCUCGACCCGGACUCCGCAGACAUGUUCGACAACGGGAGCUUCUUGCGCAGGAGGAAGCGCUUCAAGAGGCACCAAACUAAUGAAAUCCUCAGGGACUCCGGUGGCUUCCUACCCGGGUUUGGAUACGGUCCGUAUGGAUACAACUAUGGACUUCAGCUGCAGAACUUCCACGCAGCUCACAACCCGUAUCACCCACACCACACAGGUGGUUCAUUCCCGUUCCCUAACGCCCCCUGCACCUUGCCCUCAUCAGCCUCCAUAUUCCCUGCGCCGCAUCCCCUGCCCACCCUUUUAGGGGCCGACUUAAGAAAGCCCUUUUAUCCCCAACUAAGCCCGUCUCUGCCACCUCUCAAGACGGACUCCAGCACCCCGAGUCGGCCUUCAUUCUCCAUUGACAAUAUCAUCGGUGCGGCCAACUCCACCGCCUCUUCCUACAGCGCGCAGCCGGGCAGCCAGGCUCAGAUCCUGGCCAUGUUGACCCCAGCACUGGCCUCUGCUUCCAGUCAUUUGAACCUAUCACAGGACAGCAUAUUACACUCUGCUCCACAGAGUGAGACAUUUUCCAGCAAAACCCCGAAUAUGAACACUUGUCCUUUCUAAAAAAAAACCCAAAACAAAACAAAAACAAAACAAAACAAAAAAUGGACCGCUGAAAAUCUUUUAUUAAAAAGCCAAUUGUGGCGUCGUCCUAUGUGAAGGUAGGCUGAACAUUAUUGCGUGUUUUGGCUCUCCUAACGAUGUAAGAGGAGAGAAAGGUUUAUUUAUGACUUGUAAAUAUGUGUAUAAUAUUGAGAGACAAAAACGAGAGAAACUCGGAGGGAUCUUUUUAAAAACAAUGCUGGCCUGUAAUCUGGCUUGUGGCCUUCACUUGACAGUGGGAGGAAAAAGAAAAUGAUCCUGUUAUUUUAUAAGUUAAAAGGUGUCACCCAUGGCU
This is a messenger RNA of Seriola dumerili (greater amberjack), 1884 nucleotides long. RefSeq names its product forkhead box protein D2-like (gene foxd2). Gene Ontology annotation, molecular function: DNA-binding transcription factor activity, RNA polymerase II-specific; RNA polymerase II cis-regulatory region sequence-specific DNA binding. Lineage: Eukaryota; Metazoa; Chordata; Actinopteri; Carangiformes; Carangidae. Gene Ontology annotation, biological process: regulation of transcription by RNA polymerase II; anatomical structure morphogenesis; cell differentiation. The transcript has a single exon. The record is from RefSeq and is a predicted model, not a curated record. Bases 447 to 1550 code for a protein of 367 amino acids.